Molecule: messenger RNA, 1269 nt
Organism: Cutaneotrichosporon oleaginosum
Lineage: Eukaryota; Fungi; Basidiomycota; Tremellomycetes; Trichosporonales; Trichosporonaceae
Source: RefSeq, a predicted model, not a curated record
UGUUCACAUCUCAACCUCACCACAACCACCAUGACCCGCCACAACGAAGAGCUUCCACCGACAUACGAGGAGAGCGAAGCACCAGCAUUGCCCGCGCGUCCGCCGUCGCCGCCGUCGUCGGCGCACCGCGCGGUCGCACCUCUCACGCUCGCCGACACCAACGCCUCGAUCAAGGGCACCUACGCGGUGCGGCUCAUGUCGAACAAGGCCGGGCCGGACGUCAAGAUAAGCAGCACGAACGGCGCGGUCGCCGUCACGCUCUUUCUACAGGGAACGUUGUUCCGCCCCGCCGUCGUCGACGUUAUCACCACCAACGGGCGCGUCGACCUCACAGUGCACCGCGACAGCGCCGCCAUCGACGUGACCGCCAAGAGCAGCAACGGGUCCGUGACGCUAAACCUCCCCGAGGACUUUGACGGGCUCGUGACUGUGCGCGUCAUCAACGGGCGCAAGCGCGUUGAGGGCAUGGCCGGUGUCAUCUGGCCCAGCGAGGGCGACGAGAAGAGCAUUACGUAUCGCGUGCGUCCGGCAUCUGGCGGUGGCCCACGCAGGCCUAGUGGCCCUAGCGGACCCCGCGGCUGCAGCGGGCCUAGCGGCAAGAGUCUCGAUAAGCAGGAGCAAGAGUACAAGCGGCAUGAGGAGGAGUACGCACGCUUCCAGGAGGUCAGUCCCACCGAAACCGACCUCAGCGACAAGGGCCCAGACCGCGCAUACGCAUCGACCCACAACGGCAGCGUCAAGGUGCAGUACAUCGGCAUGCACGAAGAGGGUGGCAGUGGCGACCGCUCGUCGUGCUCCAUUAUGUAGAGUUGGCCGCGAGAGUGCCCGCUCGGGGCGUCGAUUAGAAGUUCAUGUUCAAGUUGAUGUUACAGACGACGCAUGUAUAGGAGGCUCCGUCAAGAAGAGUGUAUAGAGAACGCCCGUCAAGGCAAGUCCUUCUCCCGCUUGCAUCCGGUGAGCGGUCGUGUUUGGCGGGCACAACCCGAGCGCCGCGGCUCGGGCCUCAAGAGGCUUCGCGCCUCGAUCCAACCCUUGUGCGCCUCGCUAUACACGCAACCAAGGCCGCGCGCGAUCUCGCCAAGUUCGUGGCGGACCCCGACCGCAGUGCCUACCAGCUCGCGCCGCACUCCGGCGGCAACACACACAAGAUCUGCUCGCACACCGGCCGCGGCGGCCGCGAUGUGCGUAGUGACCGUCAUGGCUGGCGCCACGCUAACGCUAGAGGGGGACCCGGACGCCGGCGGGGGCGCGGGAGCGGGCGCAGCUGCC